Molecule: messenger RNA, 5310 nt
Organism: Micropterus dolomieu (smallmouth bass)
Lineage: Eukaryota; Metazoa; Chordata; Actinopteri; Centrarchiformes; Centrarchidae
Gene: ptk2aa
Product: protein tyrosine kinase 2aa
Exons: 39
Coding region: 270-3581 (1103 amino acids)
Biological process (GO): protein phosphorylation; signal complex assembly
Cellular component (GO): cytoskeleton; focal adhesion
Molecular function (GO): protein tyrosine kinase activity; ATP binding
Source: RefSeq, a predicted model, not a curated record
AAUGCUGGAUGUGGAGAGGGGAAGCAGGAACAGGCGACGAGAGAGGGAGAGGGGGGAGACAGGCAGGAGCGAAAAAACACACUGUAACUACUCCUCGCUCUACAACUGAAAUAACGGAUUAUAUACCUACUGCUUACAGCUUCCCCCGCCGGUAAAGUUAGCGCAAACCUCCCGGACGUCCCCUGGAACAAGUCAACUAACUUGGAGCAGUGGAAAAGAAGAGUGACCUACUGCCACUAAACUCGUCGCCACACAGUCACAUGGAGUGAAUGUGGAAUAUUUCCAGGAUUGCCUACUACACCGAAUAUGACCGACACCUAGCAGCAGCAGCAGUGUCAGCAGGGAAAACCAUGGCGACGGCCUACCUAGACCCCAACCUGAACCAUGCCCUCCUGGGAGGAGCCAAAUCAAGGCUGAGCGCGGGGGGGUCGGACCGAACCAUGGCCGGCUCCGUGGACAGGGUUCUUAAAGUCUACCACCACUUUGAGACCAACACUGAAAACAGCUGCUGGUCCUCCAACAUCAGAUAUGGCGAUGCAACUGAUGUCAGAGGAAUCAUCCAGAAGAUUCUGGACAUUCACAAAGUGCGCUGGACGUCUUGUUUUGGCCUGCGUCUCAGCAACAGCCAAUCCAGAGACCAGGUGCACUGGCUCCACCCCGAUAUGGGUGUGUCCCACAUCAGAGAGAAUUACGAACAGGCACGACCAAACGAGGAGUGGAGGUAUGAAUUAAGGAUCCGGUAUCUUCCAAAGGGCUUUGUGCAGCAGUUUAUGGAAGACAAACCUACACUCAACUACUUCUACCACCAGGUGAAGAAUGACUACAUGACAGAGAUUGGGCAUCAGGUGGAACAAGAUGUAGCUCUCAAGCUGGGCUGUCUAGAAAUCAGGAGGUUCUUCAAGGAGAUGAGGGGAAAUGCCUUGGACAAGAAAUCCAACUAUGAACUACUGGAGAAAGACGUUGGUUUGAGGCGUUUUUUCCCAAAAGACCUGUUGGAUUCAGUCAAGGCUAAAACUCUUCGUAAGUUGAUUCAGCAGACGUUUAAGCAGGUAGCCAACCUCAACGAUGAGCAGUGCAUCCUGAAGUUCUUGGAGAUACUUGCACCAAUUUACCGCUACGACAAGGAGUGCUUCAAAUGUGCCCUCGGGUCCAGCUGGGUGAUCCAGGUGGAGUUAGCUAUCGGGCCAGAGGAAGGGAUCAGCUACCUCACUGACAAGGGAUCCACGCCCACCCAUCUAGCUAACUUCAACCAAGUUCAGUCUAUCCAGUACUCGGCUAUGGAGGAGAAGGACAGGAAAGGGAUGCUACAGCUCAAAGUAGCCGGAGCUGCUGAGCCUCUCACAGUUACAACAGCAUCAUUGACCAUGGCAGAGAACUUGGCUGACUUGAUUGACGGUUACUGUCGGCUCGUCUCCAUGGAAACUCAUUCCUUCAUUGUCAGAGUUCAGAAAGAGGGAGAAAGAGCACUGCCUUCCAUCCCAAAAGUGUCCAAUAAUGAGAAAAAGUUAGAAGCAGUCAGGAGUGGAGUAAGAGCUAUCUCUGUCUCAGACCUAGUGACAUCGACACCUCCUAAGCCAACCAAGGCACGGCGUUUCCUCCUCCCCUUUGUCUUCUGUUCAGAUUCGCCGCCCAAUGAAGAUCUUAGCGGGGAUGAGACUGAUGACUAUGCAGAGAUAGUUGAUGAAGAGGACACAUACACCAUGCCCUCCAUCAGCUAUGGAGUAGUUGAAGCACGGGAUUAUGAGAUCCAGAGAGACAGGAUAGAGUUAGGCCGCUGUAUAGGAGAGGGUCAGUUUGGAGAUGUACACCAAGGAGUCUACAACAGCCCGGACAAACCAGCUCUACCUGUCGCCAUUAAGACCUGUAAGAACUGUACAUCAGACAGCGUCAGAGAAAAGUUCCUACAAGAAGCAUUAACAAUGCGUCAGUUUGACCACCCUCACAUCGUCAAGUUGAUCGGAGUGAUCACAGAAAACCCUGUGUGGAUUAUCAUGGAGCUCUGUACUCUCGGAGAGUUGCGUUCAUUCCUUCAGGUGAGGAAGUACAAUUUGGAUUUGGCCACUCUCAUUCUGUUUGCCUACCAGCUCAGCACAGCACUGGCAUAUCUGGAGAGUAAACGCUUUGUACACAGGGACAUAGCGGCACGCAAUGUGUUGGUCUCCUCAGUCGACUGUGUGAUGCUCGGAGACUUUGGUCUGUCACGAUACAUGGAGGACAGCUCUUACUACAAAGCUUCUAAAGGUAAACUUCCUAUCAAAUGGAUGGCUCCUGAGUCUAUCAACUUCAGAAGAUUCACUUCUGCCAGUGAUGUCUGGAUGUUUGGUGUGUGUAUGUGGGAGAUCUUGAUGUUCGGCAUCAAGCCUUUCCAGGGGGUGAAGAACAAUGACGUGAUUGGCAGGAUAGAGAACGGCGAGCGAUUGGCUAUGCCUCCUCAGUGCCCACCCACACUCUACAGUUUGAUGACCAAAUGUUGGUCGUAUGACCCCAGCAAGCGACCGCGAUUCACCGAACUCAAAACACAGCUCAGCACCAUACUGGAGGAAGAAAAGCUUCAACAAGAGGAGAGACUUCGAAUGGAGAUGAGGAGACAAGUCACUGUGUCCUGGGACUCUGGAGGGUCCGAUGAAGCGCCGCCUAAACCCAGUAGACCAGGUUACCCCAGUCCUCGUUCCAGUGAAGGCUUUUUCUCCAGCCCCCAGGUCAACCACUUCCCGCUGUCAGCCCACGGUGGUAUAGGAGGAGUAGGGGGCAGUUACCCUCCUACUGAUUCCUGGAAUCAACACAGACCUGAACACACAGCCCUGUGGAGCCCAAACAUGGAGGACAGUGGAUGUGUAGGCCACGCUAUGAUGGAGGAGAGGCUGAUGAUGCAGCAGCAACAGAUGGAGGACGACCAGCGGUGGCUGGAGCAGGAGGAGAGCUUCAUGAAGACAGAGUCUAGAAACAGCAGAGGAAGCAUCGACAGAGAGGAUGGCACACUACAAGCACCGGGAGGAAGCCAACAUAUCUACCAGCCUGUAGGGAAACCAGAACACGUGGCUCCUCCUAAGAAACCGCCCCGCCCUGGAGCUCCUGCUCACCUGGGGAACCUGGCAGGUCUCUGCCCCAUGGACAGCUACAACGAGGGGGUCAAGCCGUGGAGGUUGCAGCCACAGGAGAUCAGCCCGCCCCCCACCGCCAACUUGGAUCGUUCCAAUGACAAGGUCUAUGAGAAUGUGACAGGAUUGGUUAAAGCUGUGAUCGAGAUGUCCAAUAGGAUUCAGCCUGCAGCCCCGGAAGAGUAUGUCCCAAUGGUCAAGGAGGUGGGUCUGGCGCUGAGGACUCUGCUAGCGACAGUGGAUGAGACACUUCCUGUGCUGCCAGCCAGCACACACAGAGAGAUUGAGAUGGCCCAGAAGUUGUUGAAUUCAGAUCUGGCUGAGUUAAUAUCGAAGAUGAAACUGGCCCAACAGUAUGUCAUGACAAGUUUACAAAAGGACUACAAGAAACACAUGCUAAUGGCAGCUCACGCCCUCGCAGUCGACGCCAAGAACCUGCUGGAUGUCAUCGACCAAUCACGACUCAAGAUGAUCAGGAUUUAAUCAAAACGAGAGGGGGUGUGGCCCCGGGAGUUUCUGUUGCUGUGGAGAUGGAGAAGCUCUCGGCCAAUCACAAAGAGAACAUUUAGAUGGAUGUCAGUGACGGACGGAUAAAAAACAUGAACUGAUGGACAGCAGACAUGACUGAGGGAAACUAUCGCCCCCCUCUUCGCCUCCCUUAAACAUUCACAGUUUCCUUUUUCCUCUCUCUCUCUGGUGACGCUCAUGUUUUGGGUCAAUAUCUGUUGUUUUGUACUUUUGUUGCAUUAUUUGCUUUUUGUAUCCAGAGAAACGCUCUUCUACCCCAUCACGUACCCUCAAAGAUGAUUUUUUUUUUUUUUAAAUCAUCCAUUAUUUCUUUUUAAUUUUUAAGUGAAUCACACAAAGGUUUCAGAGGACUGCAGAGAUGUUUCGGAGAAGGGACGCACCGAAAUCUGCCACAUAGACACGACUAACUCGCUCCACAUAUGCAGGAUGUAACAACUGGAACUGAAGAGCCAGGAUGAGGACGAUAAUGAAGAUGAUAUGAUAAUGUUGUUGUUUAAACAUGCUUUUUAUAUCAUUUUUUAUUAUUAUUAUUAUUAUUAUUACUAUUACUAUUUUCAGCCUUGAGUCUCACAGUAUGUCACUGUCAGUGUUUCAGUCUUCCUCUUACAUUGUAUAGGCAAAAGUCUGGAUUUACAGCUCCUCAUAAAUGUCAUAUUUUCAUCUCUUUUUUUCUUCUUCUCUCUUGAUCUCGGACAUCAAGAGAUGGCAUACAAAUGAAAUAUGAAAGUAAAAUUUUGAAGAACAAACUAAAUGUCACAGGCCACUUUUUUAAGUUAACAUCCAUAGUAAAUACACAAAGAAGCUAUAUUUUUAACAUGUUUCUGAGGCAUGAAUUGUUGGUGAAUAAGGGGAGAGGGAAGAACAUGUGGAAGUGAAGGGAGAGAGGUGGAGGGAGGGUGGUUUUUUAAAUUACAAUGGAGGUGCUAAUUAUACUGUACAGCAGGUCACCCUGUGCCAAAUGAACUGCAGUUGACUAAAAAGGAUCAUUUCACACUUAAAUGCUCUGUCAUUGGUUUACUCAGUAAUUCAAGAGCAGCUUUUGCAGCAACUCACCUGUCAUUUUUGCAUCUUUUUCUUCAGAAAUGUCAAAUUCAUGUUGGUUAGUUUAAUGCUUGCUUUAUACAUUGAAGGCUUGCUGUGUUGUGGCAUCCGUCAUGUUGUGGGUUCCUUCUGUCCCAUUUGUCUUUACACAAAUGGUCACUCGACAAGAUGCAGUGCAAGCUUUCACUUACACCCGCUUUGUCAAAUUUCCUUCGGUUUAAUCGAUCCAAGAAAUUGGAUUUUCAGGGACAUCUUCAGAGUAGAAUUCAACAUUAAUAAUAAUCUGUAAAGCUUUUUAGGGGGUCGAUUACAGAGUUUAACCUGAACACUUCCUAAAAACAACAGCGACAGAUACACACCGAAAACGCUCUUUAUCUCUCCUCCAUCAGUCCUCCUGUUUUCAUUUCUACCUCCCUCCACUGGAGUUAUUUAUACCUUUUACUCCCCUCUCUUCUCCUGCUCUGUCACCCCUACAUUUUCUCCCUCUGUUAACCAUCCCUCCCUGCGGCUUCCUCUCCUCCCUCUCUGAUUCCCUCUCCAUUCCACUGUUCCCUUUCCCCUGAGGUGAGCAGUAUUCUCAGGAAGGAGCCACAUGUAUAGUUGCUAAACCAAGCAAAUAAAACACUGUUAUCAUUAUGAAAUA